CCAAAGGCAAACGUAAACAUCAUUCUUUUAUUCGUGUAGUUCACCGAUUUAGUAUUGUGAUAUAUUUGUAUCAUCCGUUGCAUAUCAAUGCUAUGUUUGCUUUGAACAUAAAUCACACAUGUUUUGCGGCAAAGAAUAAGGCGGACGUUUGCAAGAGUUGCUUUUACGAUACGCUAUAUUUAAUAUGUACAGUGGACAUCCCCCGUCGGGUCUCACAGAGGCUGAUCUGAAGUCGGAUGGUGAUGAUGAUGUUGAUGAAGAAGCAAUUAUAGCAGACGGAGUAACAAAAACAAACGAGCACGUCUCACGUCAGUUAGUGACAGAGCCACAUUCAACUUGUGCACAGCUCGAAUGUAAUAACACAACAAGUGAUUUGCAAAAUGAUGCAUUUGGGGAUGACCGUCCUCCCGAAGUUUCCCUGGAUAAGUGGCAAAGAUUCAAAGAUCUCCAGAGAGCAAAAAUGAUAAGAGGAACCACAAACAAAACAGCAAAGGAAAAACUGCCAGAAAAAAGGUGGGAGUCCAACACAGAACAGAAAAGAUACAAUGGACAAUCAAGAGAGCCGGAAGAGAAAUGGGAGGAGCACUGGAAGGAGCUCACACAGUAUUUUGGCAUCAGUGAUAGAUUCAAGCCUCCUCCUUGUAGCAGGCCUCCUCUCAUGUCAGGCCUGGAAAAGUGCAUAGAGAGUGCCAUCGCUGAAGGGGACUAUGGGAAGGCGGACGAACUGAGUGACAGACUUGCUACUCGAGAGCUGGCCAUGAAAAUCGCACAAGCCGCCGAUAGCCGUGACUUCGCCUGCACCAAACAGGAAGCAGAGGCUUCCCAGGUAGCCCAAAAGAGGAGGAAACAAAUCGCUUGGGGGUUUGAAGCAAAGAAAAGGUGGGAAACCAAAAGCAAUAUGGGAUUCAUGUGACAUUCAUCGCAGUGGAAAUAUUUAUAAUGGUUUAGAGAGGUAAUCAAUUCUUUCAUUGUCUCUGUUUAAUGUAUUACUUUUGCAUUAAAAUGUCCUGUUUUUUUUGUCUUCAGUUGACAUUAACAUUUCUGUGUUGUGGUCAUUCAUUCAGUUUUGUGUGUUAUUUUUUUAAAUGGCUAAAUAAAUUCCCUUAACACACCAUUAUUGCUAGAUUGGUGUUUACAGUA
Molecule: messenger RNA, 1140 nt
Organism: Myxocyprinus asiaticus (Chinese sucker)
Lineage: Eukaryota; Metazoa; Chordata; Actinopteri; Cypriniformes; Catostomidae
Gene: fam204a
Product: family with sequence similarity 204 member A
Source: RefSeq, a predicted model, not a curated record